Molecule: messenger RNA, 4108 nt
Organism: Scatophagus argus
Lineage: Eukaryota; Metazoa; Chordata; Actinopteri; Scatophagidae
Gene: hook2
Product: hook microtubule-tethering protein 2
Exons: 23
Coding region: 168-2300 (710 amino acids)
Biological process (GO): cytoskeleton-dependent intracellular transport; cytoplasmic microtubule organization
Cellular component (GO): centrosome; cytoplasm
Molecular function (GO): dynein light intermediate chain binding; microtubule binding
Source: RefSeq, a predicted model, not a curated record
ACUGGAGCUGAAACGCAAAGGGGGUAGGAGCAGCAGGAGGCCAUGGCUGGACAAUGACUGACGUGGAAAGUGUCAGCAGUGAGUAAGAAACUUCAAGGGGAAAAAGUCUCCACAGCCAAAUCCAUCGCCCCUGUGUGAGCUGCUGCGGUUUCUCUCGGCACAGCACAAUGAGUCUGGACAAAGCAGAGCUGUGUGACUCACUGUUAACCUGGUUGCAGACAUUUCAGGUGCCAUCGUGCAACAGCAAGCAAGACCUAACAAGUGGAGUGGCGAUUGCACACGUGCUGCACAGAAUAGACCCCUCUUGGUUUAAUGAGACAUGGCUAGGCAGGAUCAAGGAGGAGAGCGGGGCCAACUGGCGCCUCAAGGUCAGCAACUUGAAAAAGAUUCUUAAGAGCAUGCUUGAAUAUUAUCAUGAUGUGCUCGGUCACCAGGUAUCAGAUGAGCACUUGCCAGAUGUGAACCUUAUAGGAGAGAUGGGAGAUGUCACUGAACUGGGGAAGCUGGUACAGCUUGUACUGGGCUGUGCUGUCAGUUGUGAGAAGAAACAAGAGCAAAUCCAGCAGAUAAUGACACUUGAGGAAUCUGUCCAGCACGUUGUGAUGACAGCCAUUCAGGAGCUCUUAUCCAAAGAGCCUUCAUCUGAACCAGGAAGCCCAGAGACCUACGGAGACUUUGACUACCAGUCCAGGAAGUAUUAUUUUCUAAGUGAGGAGGCAGACGAGAAGGAGGACCUGAACCAGCGCUGUCGAGACUUAGAACAUCAGCUGUCGGUGGCUCUGGAGGAGAAAUCGUCCCUACAGGCCGAGAUUCGCUCCCUGAAGGAAAGACUGAGUCGCUGUGAUUCUCUGGACGCCUCGCCCACUGCCAUCACUGGCAAGAAGCUGCUGCUGCUGCAGAGUCAGAUGGAGCAGCUUCAGGAGGAGAACUACAGACUGGAGAACAGCAGAGAUGACUUGCGCGUGCGGGGAGAGAUACUGGAGCGUGAGGUGACUGAGCUGCAGCAGCGUAAUGAAGAGCUGACCAGCCUGGCGCAGGAGGCCCAGGCCCUCAAAGAUGAGAUGGACAUUCUCAGGCACUCGUCUGACCGGGUGAACCAGCUUGAAGCGCUGGUGGAGACAUACAAGAGGAAGCUGGAGGAUCUGGGAGACCUGCGCAGACAGGUACGCCUCCUGGAGGAGCGCAACACAGUGUACAUGCAGCGCACCUGCGAGCUGGAGGAGGAGCUCCGUAGAGCCAACGCUGCCCGCAAUCAGCUGGAUACCUACAAGAGACAGGCUCAUGAGCUUCACACCAAGCACUCGGCAGAGGCCAUGAAAGCUGAGAAAUGGCAGUUUGAGUACAAGAACCUUCACGAUAAGUACGAUGCGCUGCUGAAGGAAAAAGAACGCCUGAUCUCGGAAAGAGACACGCUUCGGGAGACAAACGAUGAGCUCAGGUGUGCGCAAGUCCAACAGAGGUGUCUCAGUGGAGCUGGAGGCUUGUGUGACAGUGGUGUCACAGUGGGAAACCUUGCUGCAGAGAUCAUGCCUACUGAGCUCAAAGAGACCAUGGUGCGACUACAGAGUGAAAACAAGAUGUUGUGUGUCCAAGAGGAGGCCUGCAGGCAGAAACUGGUGGAGGUGCAGGCUGAGCUGGAGGACGCUCAGCGCAGUAAGAAUGCCCUGGAAACUCAGAACAGAUUGAACCAGCAGCAGAUCACAGAGCUGCGUUCUCAGGUGGAGGAGCUCCAGAAAGCACUCCAGGAGCAGGACAGCAAGACCGAGGAUGCCAUUUCUUCCUUACUGAAGAAAAAGCUUGAAGAGCAUUUGGAGAAGCUCCAUGAAGCUCACUCUGAUCUCCAGAAGAAAAGAGAGGUCAUAGAUGACCUGGAGCCCAAAGUGGACAGCAACAUGGCCAAGAAGAUAGAUGAACUGCAGGAGAUCCUGCGGAAGAAGGAUGAGGACAUGAAGCAGAUGGAGGAGCGAUACAAACGCUAUGUGGAAAAGGCGAGAACGGUGGUCAAAACCCUGGAUCCCAAGCCAGUGAGUGUGACUCCUGACAUUCAGGCACUGAAGAACCAACUAACGGAGAAGGAGAGAAAAAUCCAGCACCUGGAGCAUGACUAUGAGAAGAGCAGAGCCAGACAUGACCAGGAGGAGAAACUCAUCAUUAGUGCGUGGUACAAAAUGGGGAUGGCGUUGCAUCAGAACGUCUCUGGCGAGCGUCUAAGUCACUCCAACCAGGCCAUGUCCUUCCUCGCCCAGCAAAGGCAAUCCACCAAUGCCAGGAGAGGCCUGACACGACACCAUCCGAGAUAAAAACGUCCAGGCAGGAGAACAAACGUAAAAGGAAGCAUAGAGAAGAUGAGGUGAUCAACAUUAGACUUUAUCUAAACCUGAACUCCUUGUACAUUUUUGCCUUUAUACCUUCUGGACCGCUGCACCUCAGAGUGUUCUUCAUGCUGCUACUGCCCCCAGCUGGCUCUUAAUGGUACUAGAAUGUUCCUUUCCUUUGCGAAGUUCCAGAGGAGAGUGAUACUGCUGUGUUUAACCCUGCAGCUGACAGAUAUGUUAAGAGGAGGAGGAGGAGGAGGAAUUGUAGGGGCUGAAAAGAGGCUGUGCCACCUUUUAAGGUGACUUUUAUUUAUUCUGUAGCCUCUGGGACUCUGUACUGUUUGUUCAAGUUUUGUUUGAAUUUUUAUUUUUAUCUUGUAGGUUAUACAGUAGAAUGAAAUGUGAACUACUUUUGUCAACAUUACAGUUAGGGGAAGGGGGUAUUACAAUUACUGUUGUAUUACUGUUGAAAGUGCUGAAGAAGUCCCAAAGCUACGUAGGCUGUAGACUGAAAACAGAUUAUCACACUCAAGCCGUUAGUGCAUCUUCUUGGUUUUCCUCAUUUGUUUUGACUUUUCUCAUAGCUUUUAUUUUUGUCUUCUUGAUCAUAUGUUUUGAGGUGAGUUUCAUUUCUUUUCUUUUUUUUUAAUUUGAAGGACCUUGAAAAGAUGUAAAAACCUUGAGGCUGUGCCAAUGGCUUCAGUCUUUUUCCCUUUAUUCACUUGAAUCAUCUUCUCUAAAUCUAAUUUUCAUAUUAAGAAUUUAUUUCACAAUAAGAACCACAGCACUUUCAUAGAAGGGUGGGUUUGUCCAGUGCCUCGCAGAAUACUAAAAAGACUCCCUCUAUGGAUGAGACUGAAGUUUUAGAUUUUCCCAGUGUCAUUCCCUUCCUCUCGGUCUUUGGCACAGAGUAUUUACUUAAAGAAUACGUCACGCUGCGGGCUCAUUUUCAUAUGGCUCACGAUCAUGUGACUUCUGCUUAUGGUUUUUCUAAAUAAUGUUCUCAUUUUUUGCCUAAAAAUUUGAUUAUUACUUAUUUUUUUCUUCUUCUUCCCAAAGACAGGGUGUUGGUUGUGGGUUGAACCUAAUUGCACUCACCACUUUAGACUCCAAACUGACGUACAUAUUGGCAAUUGAAGGCCUCCUGUUUUAAAUUACAAAGACAGGAAAACCAGUACACAGUGGGAUUGAAACCAUGAUGAUUUAAAAACACAAUAAUGACUCAAAAAUAAUGACUCAGCUAAUGGCUGUUUACUGCUGCUAGACCUCAUUUAUGGUUUAACUGAACUGGAACGGUAUGUAUUCAUCAAUACGCUGGAAUUCUGCCUGCUGACAGGAAGUCGGAGGCGGGUAUAAAGGUUGAGCCUGUGAUAGAUGGCACAUAUAUUAAUUCUACGUCUGCCUUUAUUCACUACUGGUUAAUUUUCCUUUUCAGCAGAUGUAGACAUUUUAAUUUGUCCCAUAUCAGAGCUGCUGUGUUGUGACUUGCUCUUCAUCCCUGUGAAUGUUUGUGCUAUGGCCUGCUCAGACCAGAAUCUUGCUGUUGUGUGCACACAUUUUUCUACUGAUGUUUCAUUAUUUGAGUUGAUAUUUAUGGUGUUGAGUCAAUAUCUUUACUACACAUUUGCAAGGCUUGAAGGGGUUAACUUUUAAUUUGUCAGUGUUUGUGUCAUGUUACUGGUCUAGCAGAAUAUAGCAUAGUAUACUUCACACAGGGAUCUGAGGCACAUUAAAGAUUUGUAGUCCUGUCUGUUCUACUUUUGCACUACAAAUAAAUGGGAUCUUAAGAUAAA